Molecule: messenger RNA, 554 nt
Organism: Venturia canescens
Lineage: Eukaryota; Metazoa; Arthropoda; Insecta; Hymenoptera; Ichneumonidae
Exons: 3
Coding region: 46-432 (128 amino acids)
Source: RefSeq, a predicted model, not a curated record
CGGAUAAUAACUGAACCUACGAAAGAAGCGAGAAAAAUCGAUAAAAUGGGCAACGGCAAUUCAGUUUCAAGUAAGCAGACAAAAGAUCGCAGGAAGUCCGGGGACUAUGAAAGCACAGAUGAAUCCAAGUCGAGACGUCCGCCCAAUGGAAACGUCCCCGGUGCUGGUGGCGCCAACGGCGGCGGUGUCUCAAACGAUCCGAAAACCGGUAAAAAAAUUCCGCGAGCCACCAACCCCUUCAUUAUUUUCUUUCUGAAACUUCGAAGUAAAAAGCCCCGAGAAGAUGUCACAGUGAUUGCUCGUGUCGCUGGUAAACUGUGGACCAAAAUGUCCUCCGACGAGAGAAAAAAAUACAUCGACCUGGCCAAUGCGGAAAAGAAAAGACGAGAGGAACGCAAACGAAAACGAAAAGCAAAUUUUCCCAGAGAUUGAAGCGUACCCGGAAGCGUCGAGGCGAGGAUCACCGUAGAAAUCAUUUAUCUGAAAUUCGUCGUCUUUCAUUGCAACUUUGACAAACAAUCUCUUUCGGAUAUGGAAGUUGUAAAAAUGGCUGG